AUGACGUCCGACAGGUCUAAAGAGUCCAUAUAUGGCCGUCAUGAGGAACGUCAUGAGGAACGUCGUGAGGAACGUCGUGAGGAACGUCGUGAGGAACGUCGUGAGGAACGUCGUGAGGAAGGCGGGGAGAGCCGUGUGAGGCGACGGGUAGGAAAUCGCCCGCUCGUCAGCCAGUUCCCGCCCUCUCGUCCGCCAGUUCCCGCCCUCUCGUCCGCCAGUUCCCACCCACUCGCCAACCAGUUCCCGCCCACUCGCCAACCAGUUCCCGCCCUCUUGUCCGCCAGUUCCCGCCCGCUCGUCCGCCAGUUCCCGCCCUCUCGUCCGCCAGUUCCCGCCCUCUCGUCCGCCAGUUCUCGCCCUCUCGUCCGCCAGUUCCCGCCCUCUCGUCCGCCAGUUCCCGCCCUCUCGUCCGCCAGUUCCCGCCCUCUCGUCCGCCAGUUCCCGCCCUCUCGUCCGCCAGUUCCCGCCCUCUCGUCCGCCAGUUCCCGCCCUCUCGUCCGCCAGUUCCCGCCCUCUCGUCCGCCAGUUCCCGCCCUCUCGUCCGCCAGUUCCCGCCCUCUCGUCCGCCAGUUCCCGCCCUCUCGUCCGCCAGUUCCCGCCCUCUCGUCCGCCAGUUCCCGCCCUCUCGUCCGCCAGUUCCCGCCCUCUCGUCCGCCAGUUCCCGCCCUCUCGUUCGCCAGUUCCCGCCCUCUCGUCCGCCAGUUCCCGCCCACUCACCAACCAGUUCCCGCCCACUCACCAACCAGUUCCCGCCCACUCACCAGCCAGUUCCCGCCCACUCACCAGCCAGUUCCCGCCCACUCACCAACCAGUUCCCGCCCACUCACCAGCCAGUUCCCGCCCACUCACCAGCCAGUUCCCGCCCACUCACCAGCCAGUUCCCGCCCACUCACCAGCCAGUUCCCGCCCACUCACCAGCCAGUUCCCGCCCACUCACCAGCCAGUUCCCGCCCACUCACCAGCCAGUUCCCGCCCACUCACCAACCAGUUCCCGCCCACUCACCAACCAGUUCCCGCCCACUCACCAACCAGUUCCCGCCCACUCACCAACCAGUUCCCGCCCACUCACCAACCAGUUCCCGCCCACUCACCAACCAGUUCCCGCCCACUCACCAACCAGUUCCCGCCCACUCACCAACCAGUUCCCGCCCACUCACCAGCCAGUUCCCGCCCACUCACCAACCAGUUCCCGCCCACUCACCAGUCAGUUCCCGCCCACUCACCAACCAGUUCCCACCCACUCACCAGCCAGUUAGACACACACAGACACAAGGAGCGGUGACUGCGUACCACUCAGAUUGA
Messenger RNA from Procambarus clarkii (red swamp crayfish), 1302 nucleotides. NCBI's taxonomy places the organism in Eukaryota, Metazoa, Arthropoda, Malacostraca, Decapoda, Cambaridae. The record is from RefSeq and is a predicted model, not a curated record.